This is a messenger RNA of Stegodyphus dumicola, 3067 nucleotides long. Its product is annotated as hemicentin-1-like. The record is from RefSeq and is a predicted model, not a curated record. Gene Ontology annotation, biological process: synapse organization. Gene Ontology annotation, cellular component: neuron projection membrane. Lineage: Eukaryota; Metazoa; Arthropoda; Arachnida; Araneae; Eresidae.
GUUUCCUGGAUAAGACUUAGGGAUUUUCAUUUGCUUACUGUGGGGCUGUAUACAUAUACAAGUGAUACGAGAUUCCAAACGAUAUACAAUGAAUACUCUACUGACUGGACUUUACAAAUAAAAUUUCCUCAGCUCUCUGAUGAAGGCCUUUAUGAAUGCCAAGUGAGCUCAGAUCCCCCUGCUAGUCAUUAUGUCUACCUCAAAGUUCUCGUGCCCAAAACGAAAAUUGUGGGUGGUGAAAACUUUUAUGUGAGUGUAGGGAGCGAUGCGAAUAUCACAUGUGUUAUAACCGAUUGUCCAGAACCUCCAGCUUACGUCUUCUGGUACCACAAUGGAGUAAUGAUCAAUUAUGAUACCAAACGUGGAGAUAUUACAGUACAGAAAGCUGGAAACGACACAGUCAUCAGCAGGUUGAAAAUCAAGAAUGCACAACCUUCUGACUCGGGCAAUUAUUCUUGCAGUCCUUCCAAUGCUGAUUCCGCCAGUAUAUUUGUCCAUGUCUUGAGAGGAGAGAAACAUGCCGCUGUUCAAAACGAUGCAGCAUCCACUUCUAGAUCAACACGUUUUGUUUCUUCUGCGAACGUGUUGACUAUGAUUCAAGUUACCAUUUUUAUUGCAGCAACUCUCUGCGUUAGGUGACACACUACAGAGCUCAAGACUGCUACAGAGUUCUCUGUGAGACUCCAGCCAUCCUAUUGUAAAUUAUGCGUUUUUUCAUGUCUUCAGUGCACCUUCAUUUUUGGAUUUUUGUUAUUUUCCUGUGUACAGAAAUCUCAGGAAUGAUUUUUGUAAGUGAACUAUAUGUGUGUAUUACAGCCAUCGAAAUGUUUGAAUACCCCGUUUGACGAACAACUGGAAACGUUUUCGUAUUCCCCAGGAUAUUUUAUCACUGAUAUGUUUAUCGUGUUGUUCAUCAAGAAAUCGUGUUUUAUGGAGACCAUUAAUUUUCUUUGUUCCUUUGUACAUUCUCUGUGUAUCAUACCCAUUGUAUUUUAUUUAUUUCGAACACUUGUACCUCAUAUUUCAUUUAGCAGUUUAAGACGCUAUGACGAGCCUUAUCAGCCAUUAAUGCCUGUGAGAAAUUAUUUUUUUAAUAUUCAUAUCGCCCUUCACUUCGACGAGUUUAGCUUAAAUAAAAUUGCACUGGAAACUGACGUUACAUUAAAUAUGCACAUUCAUACAUGUAUAAAACUGUACAAGUGAUUUCGUGUUAGAGUAAACAACUAAAAAGACAAAUAUUGCAAUAAUUUUAAAAUUAUAUUAUUAUAGUGUUCGACAAAUACUGCAAUAAUUUAAAAAAUAUAUUGUUGUUUCAAUAUUUAAGUUCUGAAAUACUAAAAUGUAUUCCAGAAUUUAAAUGUUGAAAUAUAACUUGAUGAAAUUAGUUAGUAUUUAUUAUUUAUGCAAGAAAAAUUUUUAACACUUAAACAUUUCGCACAAAUUCAGAAUCUAUGAUUUAAAAUACGAAACAUGGGAAUUACGAUUUCCUGUUUUCAUUGUAUUAUUAAACAUCACAUAAUUAUAUAUCUUAAACUUAACUUUUUAAAUCAAUAAACUGUAUUGAAGGAGAAAAGAAUAUGCAGUAGUAAGACAGUUAAAGUUACUUGGUUUCCGAAAAUAUUAACGAAAACCUUUUAAUGAUAGAAACUUCAUAUUUUAAUUUUCUUAUCUACGGUUUAAAAUUAAAUCAAAAAAUUUUAUCAUAUUUAAAAAAAUUUCAAGCUAUUAAAAGAGUUUAGAUUUUUAUAUCUAAGAGCAAUGUAUUAGUUUAAGUAUUUAUUCAUUGAGUCAAACAUAAAGUUCAGGAGAAUAAUGCUUCAUAAGCUAAGAUUUUGUGUGCAUCUAAGUAACUGUAGUUAAGAUUUUGUUUAUAAAUAAUUUUAGGUAGAAAUCUUUUGCAGAAUAAUUUAUCUUAUAAAUCUCUUAUUUAUCUACGUGUAAUCCUGGAGUAAAGUCCAAUAAUACAAAAAACAUUACUUUUGAAAAAAAUUUGGUUUCAACAAAUGCUUAGAACUAAGUUUUGUUUUAAAUAUUUGCAAGUAAUAUAUUGUUGUAGCUUUAAUCACUGCAGAUCCAGUGUAUGUGCAGUAAAAAUUUCAAUUUCUUUUUAAGUUAUUAUAUAUGCCGUUAGCAGUUGUUUAAUUAGCAAAUAAAAAUUUAUAAAUGUACCAUUUUUCAAUAGCAUGUACGUUAGAUAAAAAUAAUAUAUUUCUAAUAAAAUUUAUUUACAUUCAUCACUGAUAUAUUAUUGUUUAAAUAUCGUAUUUAUAUUUACCACGCACGUAUAGUUUGUCCAAAUUUUACAUAUUAAAUAAUACCUUACAAAUUUUAAGCUGCAACUGAAUUUGAUAUAAAUUUGAAUAAAGUUUAUGAUUUGUAAUUUAUUUAACAAAUUUUAAGCAAUAGCUGAUCAGUUUACAUAAUUAAAAGUGCUUAUCUGUGGAAUAACGAUGUUGCACUCGACGCUCGUUAUAAUGACCACACGUUAAAAAAGGUUAUAUCUUGUGACUGCUAUAACAAAAAUGAAUUUAGAUAUACUUUCAUCAUUUUAGGAUGCUUUGUAUCUGUCGUUGUAAUGGAACGGUCGUUAUAACAAUCAUCGAAUGCAUAUUGGAAUUUGAAAUUGUAAAUAUUUUCAAAAGCAUAUAUUGAAACCGAAUGUAUUUUCUCUAUGCAAAUUAUGUUUAAAGAAUGUUAAAAGAGUUCAUCUUAGCGUUAAUAUAAUUAUAGUAUUAUACUUGUCAAAGGCAGAACAGGUCAACGAAAUAUGACCCUGCCAGUACACUUUGAAGACGGGUAUUUAUGAAUGGCCUGCAGUAUGCGUGUGCUAACGUUUAAAAAGUUUGUGUUCUCAUUGAUAUGACGGAUUUAUUUUUCUUUCAAUAAAUUAUCCGCUUAUCGUGGAUUAUAUUGAGUUCCUGUUCACAUUUUCUCAGUAUUAGUAAAUGCCAUAAAUGUGUAUAUCCAUUAUCUAAAGUGCAAACUGGUGUUGUGAAAUGCUUUUUGUCUUUAUUCAGUAACACGUAUAGAGAUUGAUCUGAAUGUAUUAAAUUCUGUACUGCAUGUA